AUGAAGCGACAGAGUGCACCGGAAGUAUUAAGAAUCCAUACAAGUACAUCGGUACUUAUAAUGGGCCUGAAAAAUGUUGGUAAGACUACUGUCCUAAAGCAACUAGAGAAGAUCAGCUCUAGGGACCUAGGUCUAGAUGACAGAAAACGGAGGAGCGAAAAUAGUUUAGAUGGCAAAGUACCAGAACAACUGCAAUACUCUGAGGCUACGCAAUUUCCCUUCAAGGGUUUGAGGAAAAUGGCAAUAAAGGCUGCAGAGGCGUUUGUCUUGACGUAUGCCGUAGACGACCAGGACUCUUUCGACUAUGUGACAAAACUGUUGAGUGAAAUUAUCACCAUAAAAGGUGAUGAUGUUCCUCUUGUGGUCGUUGCAAAUAAGAUCGACAAAUCACCGCGUGAAGUACAUCCUAUCAUUGCGGAUUGUGUUGUGACCAUUGAUUUUGAAUGCAAACACAAGGAAGUGUGCGCUGCCUCCGGAGAGGGGAUAAAAGAUGUCCUUUCAUGUCUGCUAGGUUUCUAUGGGGAUAGUAUGGCACUACCCGAUGAAAAUAAGAAUUCCUUCAGGAAGAGGUUUUCAUCACUCUUUCGCAAGUAA
Mercenaria mercenaria is the source of this 594-nucleotide messenger RNA. Its product is annotated as GTP-binding protein Di-Ras1-like. Gene Ontology annotation, molecular function: GTPase activity; GTP binding. Bases 1 to 594 code for a protein of 197 amino acids. The record is from RefSeq and is a predicted model, not a curated record. The transcript is spliced from 2 exons. Lineage: Eukaryota; Metazoa; Mollusca; Bivalvia; Venerida; Veneridae.